Hyalella azteca is the source of this 3026-nucleotide messenger RNA. RefSeq lists its product as uncharacterized. The record is from RefSeq and is a predicted model, not a curated record. Gene Ontology annotation, molecular function: aminoacyl-tRNA deacylase activity. Gene Ontology annotation, cellular component: aminoacyl-tRNA synthetase multienzyme complex. Lineage: Eukaryota; Metazoa; Arthropoda; Malacostraca; Amphipoda; Hyalellidae. Bases 73 to 2199 code for a protein of 708 amino acids. The transcript is spliced from 10 exons.
AAUUUUACAUAAUUUGGCCAUAAAUCAAUAAGUCAUUCUUUCCAGGAUGCUGCAAAUGACUGUCAUUCAUCAAUGGAUGCAAAAAUCAGACUCGCAUCCCGUCAAGAAGCUAUUUUGGAGAGGCUGCAAGGUCUGCAGCAACAGCUUGACCAAUUGAAAUCUCAACAACUUUGUAGUAGUGAUGAUGUAACAAAAGGCAAGAUUGCUACAACUUCUCUCACUGGCAUUCCACAGUUUAAGCGACUAGUUGCUGAACAGGCUUCAGUUCUGGAGGGAUUAUCAGAAAUGAAGAAGAGUUUGGCUGCUCUGCUUGAGUUGCCUCCACAACUGGAGCUGGCACAUUGUCCCACAACUAACAUCAAGGCAGACACUUUGGAAAAUGCUCAAAAAAACCUGGAGUCAGUACAAGAAGUGGUUGUCAAGCAGCUUCAUAGUCUCCGAGAUCGUGUUGGUGCUCUCAAGGAAUCUGUGGUAGUGCAGUCUUGUAUUUUUGAAAACGUUGAUGGAAAACCUUUGCUCGUGGACCUCAAUGCUGAAGAUGAAGAAGUUGUUAAAUCUGGUGGCAAUGACUAUGCAGUUAUAGCACAAAAUCAAGCUCAACUAUUGGGCAUCAUGAGAAAACUGAGAGAGCAAGUCCUUCAGCUGCCACUCUUCAUCCCACAUGUCACUGGAAGUAUGAGCAAUGAUGCUGUUAGUGUUGGUGUGCUGGAGCAGCACCAAGCAGUGUUGCAAAAGUUGCUGCUUUUACAACACAGGCUCGCCAAGGUUAUUCUCAGGCAGCCAGGAUGUCCAACUUGGCAUCCUGAUGAGGAGGCCUCAAGUGUGUGUCACGACAUGGUAGUUCGCGCGUCACCUCAGAGUCCCCCCUACAGCGUCAUCGUGCUGGCCGGUGCACUGCGAGCCGCGGGAUACACUGUCCUCACCACCUCUCUUCUGCACUCAUCCCUGGACAUGGGUUCAGUGCCGGACGGCCUGCGGAGCGCCUUCAGCAGCUGCAGCGUGAGCGGCGGCAGUCGCUCUGAUCAUCAGAUCGUCGUCACGCUCGUGUGGAGUGCUGUGACUGCGCCGUCCCUCAUGGUAAGCCCUCUGCACCAGUGCCCUAUCAUCGGCGAAGCCAACAUCAUCCGUUACUUGUGUCGUCUGCUGCCGGCCUCCUCGCCGUACCACUAUGAAGCAUCAGCAAGUUUUGCUCACAUCGCCCGCACGGACCUAGUCCUCGAUUCUUGCUGCACAGCUGCUCAGGCUGACAAGAAAGCUGUCGCAAAAUUCUUGAAUACCGUGGAGAACAAUUUGAAGUCUUCAAGCCAUGGAUCGUCGGUGUACGGCGAGUGCGGCGACGUCGCGGUGUGGAGUACCUUGAAGCAGCUGCUCGCUCAGGGCGUCACGCUCACGCCUCUCGUGACCAAGUGGUUCAACCUACGCGACACGAUCUUCUCCCCCAAUUCCUCUCCCACCGCGUCCAAUACUCGGUCCGAGUUCACCAUUAAAAACGUUUCAACGACGGAUGAUGAAGAAAAUCGGUACAAUGAAUUGAAUGUAAAUCAAAAACCUGGUGAAAUCUCCGCACCUGUUCAGUCCAAGACUAAGAUGAGCUCAACUCCUCAAUGCUCAUCGAAGAAUAGUAAGAAUGAGUUGAAGGCGCUCGAGCAACGAAACGGAUCUAUCCCACCUAAUUCAGAGUCAAAGACGCUUUUGGAUCGCCAUGGAUUGGAAAACAUUUUGAAUUCCCUUGGAAUUGCGUAUGAGACACGGGAACACCCGCCUGUCAUGACCGCCCUGGAGUUAGUCAAUCAUGUUGGUGACUGGCCAGGCCUGCACAUGAAGAACCUCUUCCUCAGAGACAAGAAGAAACGUCAGCUCUAUCUUGUUGCCACGAGACACAAUGCUAAGGUGCAGCUCAAUAGCCUGGGGAAGGCACUGCAGUGCAAAGAUCUUCGGUUUGCGGACGCCGAUGCACUCUACGAAAACCUGGGCGUUCAGCCAGGUUCCGUCUCUGUUUUCGGUCUCGUCCACGACGACCAACAUCGUGUCGCGCUUGUUUUAGACGACGCGGUUAAUGUCGACACUCAGCAACGGGUUGACUUCCAUCCUCUGGUCAAUACCGCCUCUAUAUCAGUCACAUGUUCAGAUCUAAUGAAAUUCCUGCGCUACACUGGCCAUGUACCCCAAUUCAUCAAAUUUGAUGUUGAAGAAAUAUAACUUGAUGGGUGGGUGCACUUCUGAUGCCGUGAAAUGGAAUUCAUAGUAUUUUUACUUUUUCAAAUGGAUUUUGCUGAGGCCUAUUUCCACGUUAUAUUCUAUUUAAUGCAGAACGAAAUUAUAGAUAUGAGCACAGGGAAGUGGUUAUAAAGAAAGGGGUAAAAAUAUUGAUAGCGCCAUGGUUUCAUUUCCUAUUCGUUGUGUGGGUUCAGUUUUUUAACACAAACAUCUGUAUUUCAUUUGUCUAAUUAUCGAUUGUUUUCAGAGUGACAAGUUUUUCUUCAUUGUUAUUAGCGAGACACGACUUGGAAUAAUCUGUUGCGGUAAGAGUGUCUUUGCUAAAUGUUUGCUACUUAGUUUUAGGUCACAUAACUUCGAAUGUCACUAAAGUUUACUGCAAGUGAGUCAUGCUUAUUUACGGGGCCGCCCACGAUCUGCAUCUCGGCUGGCUUCAGCAUCUGUUAUUACAUCAGAUUGAUCGUUAUUUCGAUCCCAACUUCACUAAUGUAAACUCGCUUGACCUAGGAAGUUAUUUUACUUGUGUGGUCAUUUUUUUCCCCGGCUAACUAUUUUUUGAACCAUGAAGCUCUCUUCAUUGAAGCUGUUUCGCUAGUCGAAAGUGACAGCACUUUAUUAUUUUUUUUGUUGGCCUCUUUUACUUAAUCCAUAUUUUAUUCAUAGUUUUCAUUCACCUCCAAGAUAUGUUCCUUUUGAAUUUUCAGCGUAAACAUAAUGGAUGGAUUUCCCCUUUUUGUUGAAUUUACCUUCAAUUUUCUACCGUGAAGAGUGGCGCCUUUGGCAGACUAUAAUAAAGCGUUUGCUGCAGC